Astyanax mexicanus (Mexican tetra) is the source of this 1477-nucleotide messenger RNA. It is a transcript of the gene slbp2, whose product is annotated as stem-loop binding protein 2. Gene Ontology annotation, cellular component: histone pre-mRNA 3'end processing complex; cytoplasm. Gene Ontology annotation, biological process: mRNA transport; mRNA 3'-end processing by stem-loop binding and cleavage. The coding region runs from base 62 to 1033 and encodes 323 amino acids. Gene Ontology annotation, molecular function: histone pre-mRNA stem-loop binding; mRNA binding. The transcript is spliced from 8 exons. NCBI's taxonomy places the organism in Eukaryota, Metazoa, Chordata, Actinopteri, Characiformes, Acestrorhamphidae. The record is from RefSeq and is a predicted model, not a curated record.
CCACCUGAUGCUGAUUUAAAGGUCUUUCAAACUAUGCGGCAUACUAGGUGGCAGAGUCAGCAUGACAGCACGGAUUGAAACUGCACUUCAUAGCCCUUUGGAGUCAAGGGGCCUGUCUCUUCCCUUGUGGCCAAACAUUCCAGAGUUACCUCAUGAUUUGAGGGUCAGACCACCUCUUGAGCCAGGCAGUCCAGAGCCAUGGCUUCUCCCAGGUUGCAGCUCGGUGUAUGACAGCCUGGUCAGCUCUAGAACCCCAAGGCCGUCCUCUGUAAGUGAAGAAAGGAAUACCACCUCCUCCAUCAUGUCCAAGCCUCGCAGUAGAUCCUCUAUUCUUGAGAGGUGCAUUCUCAAGAUAUCUACAGCUAAUGUGGCUGUUGGGACAGAGGAUCUAGAUGAUAUCAAGAGGUCACCGUCAAGACUCCGAUGGUGUACUCAAAAUAUGGACCCAUCUCAUUUUGAGACCAACGAGUCGGUUUUGAAGCGCAGACAGAAGCAAAUUCAGUAUGGAAAGAACACCUGUGGCUACCAGAACUAUCUGAAGCACGUUCCAAAGCGCCUUCGCAUCCCUGGGUUUCACCCUUCCACUCCAAACAAAUACCGCAAGUACAGCCGACGGUCUUGGGACAUGCAAGUCAGGCUUUGGCGGAGAGCGCUACAUGCUUGGGACCCACCUUUGACUUCCCAAGGGAACAAUGAAGGACAAGACCCAGUUGAUCAACUGCAGGACCUGCUUGAGAAAAUGAAUACUGAGCUGGGAGAAGAAAAGGAAAGGACGUUGGAUGUAUCUGACUCAAGUGCUUCUGUACUUUCUCAACCUACUGAAGGCUUAGGCAAUGGCUUCUGGAAGCCUCUUGCUCCUCAAGCUGAUUUAACAGGCCAGCAAAGCCAGACUUCUGGACUGGGCUAUUCCUUUAAUAGUCAUCUAACUGCUGAGGAGAAUGUCCUUGGAUGGCUGCGAUUUCUCUUGGAGACUGACCAUGCACGCAGCGAAGUUGCCCCGGAGAGUGAACAGCCACUUUGGCGAUUUUACUGAUUGUACCAUGAUGUCUUGUGUAGACCAUGUGUAAAGCUUGUUUUCCAGGAAUAAAUAAUGACCCAGGAAUGGCGUCUAAGAUAUGAUCAAACAUGUACUUGGAUCUUAAUGUUGAACACUGAGCACGCUGAUGGUAGUUUUGCAUCAAAACCCCUGUAAUUCAGAUCACUUAACUGUUGAAACCACUAAAAUUUGCACUUUUCUUUUUUUCACUACUUGCUCGUGUUUUGUUCCUUCACUGGAUAUUCCCUCACUAGUAUAGACACUUCUUUUCCUAAAGGCACUUUUUUUGCUGUUUUGAUUUUGUGAGUUUUCCUCGUCUCCCUGUUUCACUGUAGUCAGGUUGUUUGGGGGAAGAUUGUUAGCCUUGUUUUGAAAUUUGAGUAUUUUUGUAUGACUUUAAAAGUAGUGGAAAGCAAAACCAAUAAAGAUAUGUUAAAUGUU